AUGGCAUCGUCAAGUCGGAACAGGUACCUCCCUGUCAAAAAUGGACUGAAGUCUUUCUGGCUCAAGCAGCCUCAUGAGUUGAGUGAUCAUCGAUCUACAUCAACAAUCCCAGAACAAAGUGAUAUCAUCAUCAUUGGAGCUGGUUAUGCAGGCGUUGCAACUGCAUAUCAUCUGCUUAAGGAGGGUACCGGUGCAGCUGCCGGUCUGAACAUCACCAUCUUGGAGGCUCGAGGGGCAUCUUCGGGGGCAACAGGCCGCAAUGGUGGGCAUCUUCGACCAGAUCUGUAUGGACAUAUUCCGAAAUAUAUUGAUCGCGCGGGCGUGAGAGCGGGAGCUGAAGUGGCCGAGUUCGAGAUUGAGAACAUGUGGGCCAUUAAAAAGGCUAUCGAGGAUGAAAAAAUUGAUUGCGAUUUUACGUUGGUGAGGUGUGUCGACGUCUACUGCAAUACAAAAGAUGCCACAAAUGCCAAAGCGUCGUAUGAUAAGCUAGUGGCACUCGAACUCGAUUACAUGAAGGAUAUGUUCUUCACGGCUGACCCGAAGGAAGCCGAAGCUUACUCAGGCGUUAAGGGCGCGCUGGUAGCCGUAUCUUUUACCGCUGGCACCAUGUUUCCCUACAAGUUUAUUCUUGGUUUGCUCAAGAUUCUAUUGGCGACCGGGAAAGUGAACCUGCAAACGCACACGCCAGUACUAUCCGUUGAGCGGGAUGAGAAGCGUGGCUACGCCGUGAGCACAGAGCGAGGAACAGUCUAUGCGAAGCAAGUUGUUCACGCUUCGAAUGGGUAUGUCGCAGGUCUUCUUCCGGAGUACGAGCGCAAUAUCAUCCCGUGCAAAGGAAUCUGUACGCAUAUCGAGAUGCCGGAGCAGAACCGAGGCACCGCCCCGCUAUUCACCAAUUCGUACUCCCUUGCAAACGAUGAUAACACCAGCUCUUACCUAAUUCCACGGCUUGACGGUAGUAUAAUUGUAGGUGGGUCAAGACAAAAAUUUCGCCCUUUCAAGGAGCAAUGGUACCACAAUGUGGACGACAGCAUUUUGAUUGAUGCGUCCAAGGAUCAUUAUGAAGAAUACAUGCAAAGGACAUACCGUGGUUGGGAAAAGACCGAUGCAAAAGUAUCUAGCAUCUGGACUGGAGUUAUGGGCUAUUCGUUCGACUCUAACCCACAUAUUGGUUCUGUGCCCUCCAAGCCAGGCCAGUUCAUUCUUGCCGGCUUUAAUGGGCACGGAAUGCCGGUGAUCUGGCUUGGAGCUAAAGGGCUGGCGAAGAUGAUUCUUGCUGACCAAAGAGGUGAGAAAUUACCAUUCAGUGAGACUGGAAUUCCCAGGCUGUUUCAAACCUCGCAGCUCCGGAUUGAUAGAGCUCAAGCGAACAAGGAAGAGGAUGGUGAUAUACUCGGUACCGGUCAGAUAUUUCUGCCGAAACUGCCCAUACAUGAGACGCAUACCUGGAAGAGUAGACUUUGA
Messenger RNA from Exophiala bonariae, 1464 nucleotides. RefSeq lists its product as uncharacterized. Lineage: Eukaryota; Fungi; Ascomycota; Eurotiomycetes; Chaetothyriales; Herpotrichiellaceae. The record is from RefSeq and is a predicted model, not a curated record. The coding region runs from base 1 to 1464 and encodes 487 amino acids. The transcript has 2 exons. Gene Ontology annotation, cellular component: cytoplasm. Gene Ontology annotation, molecular function: oxidoreductase activity.